AAAAAAAAGAAAAAAAAGAAAGAAAGGGGGAACUCCUUGGCCCCUACUUAUCUAUAAAAAACAUCCACACCUUCUUCCACCGCCACUCUCUUAGCUCUAUAAUUGACUUUCACUGCAUCCAUCCAUCCAUGGCUACUCAGGGACAGGUCAUCACUUGCCGAGCUGCGGUUGCUUGGGAGGCGAACAAGCCGCUGGUGAUAGAGGAAGUGCAGGUGGCUCCACCACAGGCCGGUGAGGUUCGAGUCAAGAUUCUCUUCGCUGCUCUUUGCCACACUGAUGCUUACACCUGGAGUGGCAAGGAUCCGGAAGGGCUCUUCCCUUGUAUUCUUGGUCAUGAGGCUGCUGGGAUUGUAGAAAGUGUUGGUGAAGGUGUGACUGAGGUUCAACCAGGUGAUCAUGUUAUCCCUUGCUACCAGGCGGAAUGCAGAGAGUGCAAGUUUUGCAAAUCAGGGAAGACAAACCUUUGUGGCAAAGUUCGCGCAGCAACUGGUGUUGGAGUCAUGAUGAAUGAUCGUAAAACUCGUUUCUCAAUUAAUGGAAAACCUAUCUACCAUUUCAUGGGAACCUCAACAUUCAGCCAGUACACAGUUGUACAUGAUGUUAGUGUUGCCAAGAUUGACCCAAAAGCUCCUUUGGAGAAGGUUUGCCUCCUUGGCUGUGGUGUUCCUACCGGUCUUGGAGCAGUUUGGAACACUGCAAAAGUUGAAGCAGGGUCCAUUGUUGCAAUUUUUGGACUUGGGACAGUUGGCCUUGCAGUUGCAGAGGGUGCAAAAACAGCUGGUGCUUCACGGAUUAUAGGUAUAGAUAUUGACAGCAAAAAGUUUGAUAGAGCAAAGGAUUUUGGAGUUACUGAAUUUGUGAAUCCAAAGGACCACGAUAAACCAAUUCAACAGGUGCUCAUUGAUCUCACUGAUGGUGGUGUUGACUAUAGUUUUGAGUGCAUCGGAAAUGUUUCUGUAAUGAGGGCUGCUUUGGAGUGCUGUCACAAGGGCUGGGGAACCUCGGUUAUUGUGGGGGUUGCAGCAUCUGGCCAGGAAAUAAGCACUCGUCCUUUCCAGUUAGUGACUGGCCGUGUUUGGAAAGGAACAGCUUUUGGUGGUUUCAAGAGCCGUUCACAGGUGCCUAUGCUCGUAGACAAGUACAUGAAAAAGGAAAUUAAGGUUGAUGAGUACAUCACCCAUAAUCUGACUCUUCCAGAGAUGAACCAGGCAUUUGAUCUGCUGCAUGAAGGUAGCUGCCUCCGGUGCGUGCUUGAUAUGCAAGUCUAAGGUUAAGUCCCAUGGUGUUUCAUGGCCUGCCUGCCUUAUUUUAUAGGGAAUGCGAUGUGCUGUGCUGUCGCCUUCCUUUCUUUUCGGUUGAAUGGAAAAGAAAAAAACCUUUUAGGUGCAAGGAUAUUAUGCAUGAAAUAAGAAACGUGUGCACAAUGUACGUAUAAGCUUUUACUUGUAUGAAAAGGUGGUAAUGUUGAUAGAA
This is a messenger RNA of Populus nigra (black poplar), 1473 nucleotides long. RefSeq names its product alcohol dehydrogenase class-3. The transcript has 9 exons. Lineage: Eukaryota; Viridiplantae; Streptophyta; Magnoliopsida; Malpighiales; Salicaceae. Gene Ontology annotation, biological process: formaldehyde catabolic process. Gene Ontology annotation, molecular function: zinc ion binding; S-(hydroxymethyl)glutathione dehydrogenase [NAD(P)+] activity. Gene Ontology annotation, cellular component: cytosol. The coding region runs from base 129 to 1268 and encodes 379 amino acids. The record is from RefSeq and is a predicted model, not a curated record.